Molecule: messenger RNA, 5198 nt
Organism: Varanus komodoensis (Komodo dragon)
Lineage: Eukaryota; Metazoa; Chordata; Lepidosauria; Squamata; Varanidae
Product: peroxidasin homolog
Exons: 14
Coding region: 134-3415 (1093 amino acids)
Biological process (GO): response to oxidative stress
Molecular function (GO): peroxidase activity; heme binding
Source: RefSeq, a predicted model, not a curated record
UUAAGUAGAAACCACUUGAUUGUCUGUCAGGUAGAUCAUGGUAACGCAAAUCUGAACGACAGUCCCUACACAGAGGUGUUUUCCGUGUUGUGUGAAUGCAGCCGUUCUCGCUGAAGUGGAACACUCCACAGCGAUGCAUGCGAAGUCUCUGUUACGGACCUUUUCGUUGCUUUUGCCUCCAGCCAAACCCAGCUUUGUUAUCCAGCCCCAGAGCACGGAAGUGCUGGUUGGCCAGAGCGUGACUUUGGAAUGCGGGGUGUCUGGACACCCCACGCCGCGCGUCGUCUGGAUGCUGCGCUCGGGAUCUCCACUGCCCCAGGAUGCCCGCUUCACCAUCACCAGCUCUGGGGGCCUCUUCAUCCAAAAUGUCACCUUCUCAGACCAGGGGCAGUACAGCUGCAACGCCAGCAACAGUGAGGGGUCCAUCCAAGCGACAGCGAACCUCCUGGUACAAGACACCCCGAGGUUUUUGGUCAUCCCGACUGACCAGAGUGUGACGGAGGGCCAGAGUGUCGAUUUCCCUUGCUCCGCGGAAGGCCACCCUCUGCCUGUUAUUGCCUGGACCAGAGCAGGUGGACCGCUGCCGAGUGACCGGAGGCACAGUGUCCUCUCCACGGGCACCCUGCGGGUGGUCCAGGUGGCCCUUCAUGACCAAGGCCCGUACGAGUGCCACGCCAUCAGCGUGAUUGGGGUCCGGAGCGUCCCUGUGCAGCUCUGGGUGACUCCGCGAGUGAUUCCGGUGUUCCUUCACCCUCCCCAAGAUGUGGUUGCCGAAACCGGCCAGGACAUCGAGAUUGUCUGUGCUGCCCAAGGGGAUCCCCGGCCGACCAUCAUGUGGGCCAAGGAAGGGAUUCAGAUCACGGAGAGUGGAAAGUUUCAUAUCAGCCCGGAGGGAACCCUCUCUGUCAGAGAUCUGGGUCUGGCAGAUCAAGGAAGAUACGAGUGCAUAGCCAGGAAUACCUUUGGCUUCACUUCCAGCACCAUGCAGCUGACAGUCAUCGCGACUGAUGUCGGCAGGACCGGCGACACGUUCGUGGCCACCUCGAUCCAGGAAGCCAUCAGCAGUGUGGACCACGCGAUCAAUUCCACACGGACCGAACUGUUUAGCAAGCGACCCAAAACGCCAAAUGAACUGCUGGCCCUUUUCCGUUACCCGCGGGAUCCGUACACUAUUGAGACUGCCCGGGCUGGAGAAAUCUUUGAAAGAACCUUGCAGCUCAUUCAGGAGCAUGUGCAGCAGGGACUGGUUGUGGACAUGAACGGAACAGGCUACCGCUACAACGACCUGGUCUCCCCUCACUACCUGAACAUGAUCGCCAACCUGUCCGGCUGUUCCGCCCACCGGCGCACGCCCAACUGCUCCAAUAUCUGCUUUCACAAGAAGUACCGGACCCACGACGGCUCCUGCAACAACCUCCAGCACCCCAUGUGGGGAGCGUCCCUGACCGCGUUCCAGCGCCUGCUCAAGCCAGCCUACCAGAACGGCUUCAACCUACCCAGAGGCUUCUCCUUGGUGGAGGAGUCCCGCGGGCUCCCGCUCCCGCUGCCGCGCCUGGUCUCGACCGCCAUGAUCGGCACGGAGACCGUCACGCCGGACGGCCAGUUCACGCACAUGCUGAUGCAGUGGGGGCAGUUUCUGGACCACGACCUGGACCAGACGGUGGCUGCCAUCAGCAUGGCUCGGUUCUCCGACGGAGAGCCCUGCAGCAAGGUGUGCACCAGUGACCCGCCCUGCUUCUCCAUCCUCAUCCCGGAGAACGACCCGCGGGUCAGGAAUGGCCGCUGCAUGUUCUUCGUCCGCUCCAGCCCGGUGUGCGGCAGCGGCAUGACCUCGCUGCUGAUGAACUCCGUCUACGCCCGGGAGCAGAUCAACCACCUCACCUCCUUCAUCGACGGCUCCAACGUCUACGGAAGCACCGAGCACGAGUCCCUGGAACUGCGGGACCUCAGCAACCAGCGGGGGCUCCUCAAGCAGGGCCAGCUGGUUCCGAGCUCGGGAAAAGCCCUCCUUCCGUUCGCCGUGGGGCCUCCCACGGAAUGCAUGCGGGACGAGAGCGAGAGCCCCGUGCCGUGCUUCCUGGCGGGCGACCACCGCGCCAAUGAGCAGCUGGGCCUGACCGCCAUGCACACCCUGUGGUUCCGCGAGCAUAACCGGGUGGCCACCAAGCUUCUGGCCCUGAAUCCUCACUGGGACGGGGACACGGUCUACCACGAGGCCCGCAAGGUCGUGUGGGCCCAGAUGCAGCACGUCACCUACGCCCACUGGCUGCCCAAGAUACUGGGGGAGGCUGGGAUGAAGGUCUUGGGAGAGUACAGAGGCUACGAGCCCAACACGAACGCCGGCAUCCUGAACGUCUUCGCCACGGCGGCCUUCCGCUUCGGCCACACCCUGAUCCACCCGCUGCUCUACCGGCUCAACGCGACCUUCCGGCCCAUCCCGCAAGGCCACGUCCCACUUCAUAAGGCCUUCUUCUCCCCGUUCAGGAUUCUCCAGGAGGGGGGCAUCGAUCCCCUUCUCCGGGGACUCUUUGGGGUCCCUGGGAAAAUGCGGAUCCCUUCAGAACUCUUGAACAUGGAACUGACGGAGAAGCUCUUCUCCAUGGUGCAUUCGGUCUCGCUGGACCUGGCGGCCAUCAACAUCCAGAGAGGGCGUGAUCACGGAAUCCCCCCGUACAAUGAUUUCCGGGUCUUCUGCAAUCUUACUUCUGCUCAGGAGUUUGAUGACCUCAAGAACGAGAUUAAAAACCUGGAGAUCAGAGAAAAGCUUCGGAGUUUGUAUGGAAUUACGAAGAAUAUCGACCUCUUCCCUGCUCUGAUGGUGGAAGAUCUUGUUCCCGGGACCAGGGUGGGGCCGACGCUCAUGUGCUUAUUGACAACCCAGUUUAGAAGACUUCGGGAUGGAGACAGGUUCUGGUAUGAGAACCCAGGUGUGUUCUCCCCAGCCCAGCUCACGCAGAUCAGGCAGGCGUCCCUCGCCCGCAUCAUCUGCGACAACAGUGACCACAUCCGGCAGCUCCAGCGGGAUGUCUUCCGGGUGGCCUCCUACCCCCAGGGCAUGGUCAGCUGCGACGAGAUCCCAGAAGUGGAUCUGCGCAUGUGGCAAGAUUGCUGCGAAGAUUGCAGGACAAAGGGCCAGUUCCGGGCUCUCUCGCAACAGUUCCGAAGCAGGAGGUCUUCUGGCUUCAGCUACCCGGAAGAAAACCCUUCCAGAGACAAGCCCCGGAUGGAGGGACCGGCUCAGAACCACCCCCCAGAAGAGGAUCUCGGGGCUUUAGUAGAUGAACUUGAGAAAACCAUCUCCUCUCUUCGGAAACAGGUCAGUGGCUUGGAAGGGCGGCUGCGAAAGCAUCGGAGGAGCAUCGGCGCCAGGCCUGGCCGGCAGCAGAACAGUGGAGCAAAGUGGAGGGAGAGAUGACCUGUGCUCCACGGUGCUCAUGCUGUUCCACUCACUGUUUCCCACCCCCCAAACCCUGCAUCACAGCUGGGGCUCCAUCAAACCCCGCACUGGCCUUCCCAAGGCCACUGGGAUUCUCCAGGCUCCUCGUUCACUGCACUGAUAGACCACAAACCUCUCGGAGUCCUAGCUUUCCUCUCGCCUCAUCAAGGAGCAACUCACUCAGACAUCCCCCUGCCCUGCCUUCGGCUCCACCGGAGGGGCCUUUCCUGGCACAGCACUUCGCGCCCGCUGCACUCGCCCAGGAAUGGUGGGUGCUGCUUUAGAAUAAAGUUUCCCUCCCGUGGGCCUUCUUUCCAUUUUUGCAAACCACCCUGGCCCAGCUCCCCCUUGUGCAGACACUGUUGGGAGACACCAUCCCCGGAAGCCGACUCCCCCCCACCCCGCAAGGCUCAAGCAAAGCCAACACCUGGUGCGUCAACAGAACGUCCGUGUCGCCAAGCAAUCGAUUCGAGGGAAUGACUGACAGGCGUGCAAAAAUUAGCGAGCCGCGGCACACGAGGAGGAAGGGCAGAGCUGUUGGAAACGGCCCCUGUCAUACCUGGUGAGCAUUUGCCUGAGCUGAAGAACACGGCCGGAAAUUGAGCGUGACUGCACAUUCCCUGGGGCUGCCUUGUCAGUCCACCUGAAGCUGUGGCGGCCUUUGGAACCGAGCACCUGGCUGGGUGGAACCUCUCUGCCCUACCUUGUGCUAGAAGUGACCUUGCUUCUCUCUGGGGCUGUGUUCCUCCAGCUCCUUCUGCUCUUUCCUUGAGAGACAUUGCCAAACAUCUUCAUUUGGAGCAGAUUUUAUUAUACGGAUGCAGAGAAGACAAUGCCAGCCAGAGCAAGCCACCGGGUAAAAAACAAGGUCCAGUUAAAGAAGCUUCUCUCUAGUGCUUUUUGGACCAUCCAGUCAUGGCCUGCUAACAGAUGAGAGAGGAUCAGGAGACAGAAAGCACUCGGAAGCAAGGAGAGGGGUUUUUUCAUGCCAAGUUGUUCCCAUUUCUGCAGCAACAAGCCACCUUCUUACCACACUAAUGACCUGAGAGUUCGUACAUGUGCAGGUUCAUGCAAAGCUGAUGCUUACACUACAGUAUUAGACCAGUUGUGGUGUACCACAAGGAACCCUGGGAACUGUAGUUCUACAAGAUGGCUAGGACUCUCUAAGCACCCCUGAAAAUUAGUUUCUUUGGCAUCUGGGGAGAAGGCACAACCAGCGCUGAUCAUAGUGCCUCAAAAGAAUGUGUGUUCCAAGUUGGCCCGGAGAUAAUUCCAUGGGUCUGUAUCUGAAGUAGGGAUGUUGGUGGAAUCCAGGAAGGAGUCGAAUGAUUUUAGGACUGUGUCCCAUGGAUUCUGCAGUGAACUAGAUUUUUCUGAGUUGCACAGAUUCUGUGGAUUUAAAGAUUUUUUUUACUUUUCAUAAGUUGUUGUAAACAAAUGCAAACAUAUAUUUAAAAGGUCCUGUCAUCCUUAGGCUAAAACAUGAAAAUGCGCAUGGGAGGAUUUGCAUAAGCAUGUUCUGGAAGCUAGAGGCGAGUGGAUCUCUUCGAUGAAUGGGUGAAAGAAUGAAAGGUGCCUGGCAAUCCGCAGAUUGCAAAUGGUACAACUUUAACUGUAUCUGUCCAUCAGUACUUUGGUGCUCCAGCCAGUGUUUGGUUCAACAGUUCAGGCCAGAAAUGCACACGCCGGUUUUGAGUCUGAUCUGUGGUGCUUUUUCUACUUUGAGGUGCUUUUUAAAGAAUAAAACAAUGGUGCUACACUA